AUGCGACCCCCCUCUGAAGUAGAAGUCGUCGAUGCCAUACGAAAGUUGCGCAACAAUAAGGCACCCGGAGAGGACGGUAUACCCGCUGAAAUCUUCAAGUCUUGUGUCGACACUCUGGCGCCCUGGCUCCAUGAGGUGAUUGAACGAGCGUGGAGAGACGAGGUUGUUCCUGAUGACUGGGGCUUAGGCAUCCUUGUACCUAUCCUCAAGAAGGGAGAUAAGACGAGAUGCGAGAACUACCGCGGCAUAAGUCUCAUCGGCGUUGCUGCGAAGAUCUUUGCUAUCAUCCUACUCAGGCGAUUCCAGGCUGUGUGGGAAUCAAGGACGAGGUCCAACCAAGCCGGAUUUCGUGCUGGACGUGGAUGCGCAGACCAGAUAUUCACACUGAGGCGCAUUCUCGAAUUUCGCCAUAGCUACCAACAACCGACGGCCGUCUGCUUCAUUAACUUUGCCGCCGCGUUCGAUUCCGUUCAUCGGCUAGAUCAGGCAUGA
Molecule: messenger RNA, 492 nt
Organism: Spirometra erinaceieuropaei
Lineage: Eukaryota; Metazoa; Platyhelminthes; Cestoda; Diphyllobothriidea; Diphyllobothriidae
Source: the annotation of a GenBank genome assembly